UAUUCAGUUUCAGACGUUUCAGUAGACAGUCGUUAUCGAGCGUUUGUUUAGUGCAUGUAGCCCGCUGUAGAGACGUCGCUCGCAUGCGUGUAUUUUUAAAUAAACAUUGCCCCCUUCGUUAUGUUUUAGUUUGGAGUUCUUUUAUUUGUACGCCGCAAAUUUGGAUUAAGUGCCCUUAUUUAAUAAUUUAGUGCUUAUUUAUGUGGAAAAAUGAUGGAAAAAUUGCCUAGGAUUUUUUCGAAAGAGGCUCCAAGUCAAAAAGUGAGUAUUGGAAGACGAUCGUGCCAUUUUAAUUGAAAGGAUAGCGACGCAUUUGCAAGCUGUUGGUUUCCGCUUUGAGUUCGGCAUCAAUAAUUCACAAAAAUCCAUAGAAACUUCGAUAAGAAAUCCAUAAAUAGGGGUAUUAAUGGCGAACGUUUGGAUAUAAAUCGCCGUGGCCGAGGACAACAACAGCAAUGUUGAAGCUUCUCCUCCUGGGAUUAUUAACGUCGUCAGUCCAAGCCGUAGGGUGCCCAACUGGAUGCGUUUGCAACGACGAGACCUACGUAGUGCAAUGUGAAAAAAGUAAAUUAGACGUUUUACCAAUAACGCUAAAUCCCGCGAUACAAAGACUCGUUUUACGAAACAACAAAAUCAAGACGAUAGAUGCCGCGUUUCAAUUUUACAAAGAUCUCCAAUAUGUCGAUCUCUCCAGUAAUCACUUAAUCAGCAUUCCAACAAAAAGCUUUAUCUACCAAGAGAAACUACAAGAAUUACAUUUAAAUAAAAAUAAGCUAUCGGGCGUCACGAACAAAACAUUUCAGGGCUUAAAAUCUCUAACGGUCUUAAACUUACGAGAAAACUUCCUGGAGGAGUUACCGAGAGGUUUAUUUACCGUACUUUCUAAAUUGGAAGAGCUAAAUCUCGGUCAGAAUAGAAUAUCGAAGAUUGAUGCGUUGGCUUUUGAUGGUCUGCUAGCGUUAAGGGUUUUAUAUCUUGACGAUAAUCAGCUAACGUCGGUUCCGACGCCAUCGUUUCCACUCAUGGGAAGCCUCGCCGAACUUCACGUCGGCCUUAACUCGUUUACUUUUCUUCCGGAUGAUGCCUUCGAGGGACUGAAUAAGUUAUCGGUGCUAGAUUUAAGCGGCGCCGCUCUGUCAGACAUCAGCAGUGACGCUUUCAGAGGUCUGAAUACUUUAAGGAACCUCAAUUUAGCGGACAACAAAUUAAGUCGAAUACCUACGAAACAGUUAUCGCAUCUAUCGCGGCUCGAGGAAUUAACGAUAGGACAAAAUGAAUUCGCAACGGUAGAGUUGAAUUCCUUUAAGGGAUUAAGCAAUUUGCGCAAAUUGGACAUUACCGGCGCCACGCAUUUGGUGAAUAUCGAAAAAGGAGCGUUCGCCGAUAAUUUAAAUAUAGAAACGAUUAUUUUGGCGAGCAACCGAAAAUUGGAGGGUAUAGAAGACGGGGCACUAGUCGGUUUACCCAAUUUAAAGCAUCUGAUACUGAAGGAGAAUGCGUUUAAAACCUUUUCGGAGUCCUGGUUAUCCUGGAACGAAUUGAGAGUAUUAGAGCUUUCGGAUAAUCCUGUCAAAUGUGAUUGUCAUAUACUGUGGCUUAGCAAUUUAAUGGCCGUUAAAAAUUUAACAACGGUGCACUGCUCGUUUCCGAUGCCGCUCAAGGAGCGCUCGUUGCGGGCUUUGGGCGCGGACGAUCUUGGUUGCUCCUUCAGCGAUCCACGACAGCAGGCGAUUUUAGUGACGUUGUGCGUGAGUGCCGUUAUACUUUUGGGGGGUUUGGGAUUAUUAUUGUUCCGAUACCGGCAGCGCGUUCGUGAAGCUGUUAAGGAUUACAAAUGGAAUAAGCGAGCGAUCAGUAGGAAGGAACACGAAUAUCAGAAAACAUUUUCCGACGACGAUUACAUCAUGCGAUCGGCUCAGCAUAACAUUAAGCCGAUUCCGGUGACGGAAUUGUAGCUAGAACUUAGCGCGCCGCCCUCCGGGGUAUUUUGUGUCGAUGGAGGUGAAGGUCGGCGUGCUAGGCCUCCACGUGGGCCAGGGGGCACACUCCCCGUCACGGGAUUUACGUAUAUCGCUGGGGAUUCUUGUAGGGCGCACUCCCUAAAAGCGCCCAGAGACAACAGAAACGGAUUCUCACGGUAUCCAAGUCCCAUAGAUAUUUAUCAGCAACAUUAACCACGGACUCCAGUGUUUUUUAACUGAGCAAUAAUGAAUCCAUUCCAAAAAUGUGAUUUAAACGAAAUAUAGAGACUGUGCUAAUAGCAGCUAAAUAUAUUUUUGACCCCUAGAGACCCCACCGUCAGGUUUUGUUUUAUCCCACUUUUCGAAAUGUGAUGUAAAUAGGUGAUUACUUACUUUGUUUAUUUACCUUAUAGUUAUCUGUAUUACUUUUUCGUUAGUAUGUAACCAAAACGAGAUCUAUAUUUGUACGAUUAAAGAUUAAGCAGGAUUAUGACCAAUUACAACAUUAAAUCCUAAAUCUUCCUAAUUGUAAAAAAAUAGUACACUAACUGUAAGAUAUAUAAACAAAGAUUUAAAAUAUUCAGAUUGUGAUAGAAGGAAAAUGACUGCAAAAUACAGUGUAUCUAACCUAGGAGUACUAACUAAUUUUUGUGGUACCUUUCUCACAACCUCUGCAUAUUUAGAUUAUUUUUACUGUGCCACUUUUUGUUCCUAGCUCACAAUUCUCUAACGCGGUAACCGAAUUUUCUUGUGGGCGGCAGUCUAUGAAGAUGAUUGUAUAUUUUCAAAAAUUGAAAAUAUUUAAAUCGUUGUGUGUAUAUAACCUAAUAUAUGCAAUAUUCUAUAUACAUUUUGUAAAUACUCUAAACUUUAGAUAUUUAUUAUUUUUAUUUAAAAAAGUAUGUGAGAUAAGCGGUUAGUUGAAUUCAUUCCUUCAAGAACUGUUGUUUUGUUUACUUAUAUUAGUUUGUAAUAGUGGUUGUGAUUGUUUAUUAAGUUGAAAGUCUAUAUACCUAGGCAGGUGUUCGUACAUCUUUAUUACUUGUAUACUUAGGGAUUUGCAACUGGAAUUAUUAUUUUUGUUCGUAACUGUUGUAAUACAAUUCCUACAUACAAUUAAGAGCUAGUCAUAGUAUGUUUAAAUCGAAUGUGUGAGUAUUUUCUUUAUUUGUGUAUAAUAAAACUAAGUGCAUUUUAUAAUUGUAAAUAUAUUAUAGUGUUUUGUACAUAUAACUUUAUCAAUACUAAUUAUUACGAAUAAACGAGAUAUUUAAACUGA
This is a messenger RNA of Photinus pyralis (common eastern firefly), 3240 nucleotides long. RefSeq names its product leucine-rich repeats and immunoglobulin-like domains protein 1. Gene Ontology annotation, cellular component: extracellular matrix. The transcript has 3 exons. The coding region runs from base 456 to 1955 and encodes 499 amino acids. Gene Ontology annotation, molecular function: protein binding. Lineage: Eukaryota; Metazoa; Arthropoda; Insecta; Coleoptera; Lampyridae. The record is from RefSeq and is a predicted model, not a curated record.